ACUGAGUUUCAGAGUAACUCUGUGUAUUUAAUGGAGUAUUUGCAUUACAAUCUCAAGUCUGGUCCUGCCUCCCGGCAAAUUAAAAGAAAAGGAAGACGAGGUUCUCUCCUUUGUUAGAGUUGGAAAUUGGAGCACCACUUUCUACUCUUUUAUAUACCAAGUCUUGCUUCCUACUAGUUUCAGGAACAAAUAUAUGCAUAUCCCAUAAAAAAAAAAAAAAAACCUCCAGCGGGCAUUCUUUUUCAUGUAUGUACUUUCUUGUAACCUUGUUUCAAGCAGAUAAUUGCUGGAGUUUUUGAGUACUAGCCCUGGAAUUCUUGUUUAGGAGUUUCAAAGAUCUGAUCUUUCAGCCCUUAAUAGCAAAUGUUAUCUUGUUAAGCCGUUUACUUCUGUUGACUAUUUCUGCCGUGUGCUUACUCUGUUUUGCUUUGCUUGGUCCUUUAUGUUUCUGCCUCUUGAGUAAAUGCUUAUUUUUCUGAAUUUGCUUUCUUUUUGUACUUUCUUGAUGCCCUGUUGUAGCUUUGUAAUCUUUAUUAGAUGUUGUUGAAUUCUCUUUCGUGGGGAGAGAGAGAGAGAGAGAAACAUGUACAAAAAAGGUUUUGAAUUUGGCUGCACAUAGAAAUGGUCCUCUGUUUUCUCAUCUGCAACGUAAACAUGCAUGUUAUUGCAUAAACAAAUGCUAUUUGUCUGAUGGGCGUUUCUGAAAACUGGAAUAUAGGUUCUCCUAACAAAAAGAGUUGGGAAUCGAGCUUUUAGAUUCAGCUAUCGACCAACUGGAUGUAGUAUAAUGGUUUCCUGGAAACUUUGAUUCUAAAGGGUGUUUAGUUGGUUGAAGGAUGGUUCUUAAUGCCAUAACUAUUACUCCAUUUAGUUUUAUUGGUUCAAUCCAAAUUUUGAUUCUUGAGGGUCUUUAGUCUUUCUAAAGAUGGUUCUUGAUGCCAUAUCGAGUCCUCCUUUUGCUGAUGUCCUAUCUCAGACCAUAGAGGGCAUCAUCGAGGUAGUACACACAUCCAGAUAUGUUCUCAUUGAGAACAAGAGUUUUGCUCAACUUUCAUCUUACUUAGAUCGGCUAAUUCCCCUCCUUAAGGAGUUGAAUCAGAAGGAUGCCAGAGAUUCUGAAGCAUUGAAAAUUUUGAUUGAGGUUCUUAACCGUGAGACAAAGCUUGCACAGGAACUGAUUACCGAGUGCAGCGAAAAAAACAAAUUUUAUCUCCUAAUGAACUGCCGUUUGAUAGCUAAGAGGAUGCAAAAUAUUACUAGGGAGAUAGGCCAAGCAUUGUGCUGCAUUCCCUUGGCCUCUCUUGAUAUCUCAUCAGGAAUUGAGGCAGAGAUUACUCAACUAGUCAACAGUAUGCAUGCUGCAGAGUUUAGGGCUGCCGUAGUUGAAGAAAAGAUUUUGGAGAGAAUUGAGUUGGGUAUACAGGAAAGGAAUGUGGACCGCUCAUAUGCCAAUAAUUUAUUGGUUUCCAUAGCAGAGGCCAUUGGAAUUUCAACAGAACAAGCUGUAUUGAAGAAGGAAUUUGAGGAAUUUAAAAAGGAGAUAGAAAAUGAAAGGUUGAGGAAAGAUCAUGCUGAAGCCAUGCAGAUGGAACAAAUAAUUGCUCUAUUAGAAAGGGCAGAUGCUGCAAGUACUCGUGAGGACAAAGAAAAGAAGUACUUCACAAUAAGGAAAUCCUUAGCUAGUCAUCCAUUUGAACCUCUCGAGGCAUUUUGUUGCCCAAUUACAAAAGAAGUAAUGAAAGAUCCGGUAGAGACUCCUUCUGGACAUACAUUUGAGAGGAGUGCAAUAGAGAAGUGGUUGGCUGAAAAAAAUUUCUGUCCCCUAACCUCAACUCCUUUAGACACCUCAAUGUUGCGGCCUAACAAAACUUUGAGACAGUCCAUUGAGGAAUGGAGAGAUAGAAAUACCAUGAUCACUAUAGCCUCUAUGAAAUCAAGACUGUCAUCAGAAGAGGAAGGUGAGGUGCUUGAUUGCCUGCAAGAGCUAAAGGAACUCUGUGAAAAAAGAGAAAUACAUCGGGAAUGGGUUGUACUGGAGGACCAUAUACCAAUGCUUGUUAACCUUCUCAGUGCAAAAAGUCGAGAGAUCAUAAGUCGUUCUCUUCUCGUCCUUCAUAUCCUGGCAAAGGAUAGUGAUGAAUGUAAGGAAAGUAUAGUUAAAGUUGACAAUGCAAUGGAAUCUAUUGUUCGCUCCCUUGGACGUCGUAUUGGGGUAGGGAAGUUGGCCGUGGGAUUACUACUAGAACUGGCAAAGAGUGAGUCAAUACGUGACUGCAUUGGAGAGGUGCAGGGCUGCAUAUUUUAUUUGGUGAAUCUGACAAGAAGUGAUGACAAUCAAGCUUCCAGAGAUGCAAGGGAUGUGUUAAAAAAUCUGUCAUUCUCUGAUGACAAUGUUAUACAAAUGGUCAAGGCUAAUUAUUUCAAGUAUCUGCUGCAACGUCUCUCUUCAGGAUCAGAUGAUGUCAAGAUGAGAAUGGCAAAAACUCUUGGAGAGAUGGAGUUUACUGAUCAUAACAAAUCAUCUCUGUUUGAGGAAGGUGUUCUGGAUUCGCUACUUAACUUGGUUUCGCAUGGUAAUCUUGAAAUGAAAAUGGUAGCCGUUAAAGCCAUUUUGAACCUCUCGAGCUUAACAAAGAAUGGCCAGGAGAUGAUAAGACAAGGUGCAGUACGUCCACUGCUUGAUAUUCUUUAUUGUCACACAUCCCAACAAAACUUGUGUGAACUUGUAGCUGAAACUAUCGUGCAUCUUGCUCUAUCAACUAUACGUCAAGAUUCUUCAGAAAUGGAGCUUUCCUUAUUGGAAUCCAAGGAUACCCGCCAAUUGUUUUCCUUGAUUAACUUGACAUGGCCUGCUGUACAACAGAGACUUCUCCAGGCCUUUUACACCAUUUGCCAGUCUCCAUCGGCAACUACAGUCCAGGAACUGCUGAACGAGUGCUGUGCUGUGCAAAUACUUGUUCAAUUGUGUGAUAAUCAUGAAGUGCGGGUGAAUGCGGUUAAGCUAUUAUGUUGCCUGAUCGAAAAAUGUAAUGAAGCUACAAUUACUGAGCACGUGGGGCAGAAGACAGUUCAAACCUUGCUUAGAAUCAUUGAGGAUUCUGAGAAUGAAGAAGAAGUUGCUUCUGCAUUGGGUAUUAUAGCUAACCUUCCCAUGUCUACCCCGGUGUCUAAUUGGCUGUUGGAGGGAGAUGGUCUUCGUAUAAUGUUAAGAUUCCUUCGUAGCAAAAAGCCAAAUGGUCCCUGCAAGGAUCAAUUAAUAGAGAAUGCUGUGGGAGCCUUGUGUCAUUUCACUGUUCCAGCAAAUAGGACGUCACAGCAGAAAGCAGCUGAAGCUGAUGUCAUUCCGCUGUUGGUACAGUUGCUGGAGUCAGGAACCAGCUUGACAAAAAGACGAGCUGCCAUUUCUCUUUCACAACUUUCUGAGAGCUCUAGUGAUCUAUGUCGGCCAAUCCCAAAGCAUCGCAUGUGUUGGUGCUUCCCAGCUUUGCCAGAGGCAGGCUGCCCUGUUCAUCGGGGAAUAUGUGCUGUAAGAACCUCAUUUUGCCUUUUGGAGGCUGGUGCGGUGGGCCUUUUGGUGAAGGUUCUUGGGGAGCCAGAUCCUGGAGCAUGUGAAGCUUCCUUGGAUGCUCUACUUACGUUGGUUGAAGGUGAUGGGCUACAUGGUGGUAGUAAGGUGCUGGAUGAAGAGAGAGCCAUACCCUCUAUGAUAAAAUUACUGGGGAGUUCUUCUCCCAGAUUGCAAGAAAAAAUUCUCACUUCUUUGGAAAAGAUUUUUCAAGUGCCGGAGAUCAAACAGAAGCAUGGGCCCUCGGCUCAGAUGCCUUUAGUUGAUUUGACCCAAAGGGGGAGUACCCAAAUAAAGCCUUUGGCAGGCAGGAUACUAGCUCAACUGAAUGUGCUACACGAACAGCCCUCUUAUUUCUAGCAGGAGCAUAACCUACUUAUCCUGAUGAGUACAAAGGGUUUAGGAAAUCAAUCAUCCCUAGCAAAUUGCUCCAUAAUCAGGCAGAGGUUUCUGAAGUUGGUAGCAGGUCGGGCCACCACUCGUCAUCUCUAGAUAAAGAUGGCCUUUUUUCCAAUUAGCAAUAAGCGAGAGCAGCCAUGGUUUGUUACGUUGGUUACCGCCAUUUAAUCAGGCACAGAGAGUUGACGGGCAUCUUAUGUUUGAUUUUUAGUGUAAGCUAAGGCGGCUUUUCAGUCGUGGAUGUAUGCCGGCUAUAUAUAACCGCUGACCUGAAUAUCUCUUUCAUGGCAUCACAAGAUAUGAGUUGGGUCUAGUUUAACAGCUACCUCUGCUUGUUCUGUGCUUGAAUUGUAAAUGGAGAAAGUUCCCAAAUUCCUGGAGGCCUUGAAGGAGAUACUAGUAGUCAUUUGUCAAGCUGGGGAUUUUGGAAAAUCUUGCCAACAUUCUUUUACAAUUGAUCAAGUGCGUACGUGA
Coffea arabica (coffee) is the source of this 4438-nucleotide messenger RNA. NCBI's taxonomy places the organism in Eukaryota, Viridiplantae, Streptophyta, Magnoliopsida, Gentianales, Rubiaceae. The record is from RefSeq and is a predicted model, not a curated record.